UUUUUUGUUAAUGGGCAUGAAAAACUCGUUAAUUAACCCCAACCAAAUAGAUCCAAAAAUUCCAUGGCUUGGCGUCUCCUCCUUAACAAAACCCAUGGACCCAACUCCUCUCUCGCCAAAACCCUAGCACUAGCCAUAUCUCCUCAGCCUUCGGUACGCCCACUCCUUAACCCUAACCCCUUGAAGCAAUUUCUCACCUCUCCAUUCUCCACCUCCUUCCUGGUCACCAAAACCCCCAAAAAAUUCAAGAAAAAACGCACAAAGAAAGUAAGUCCCCGCACCCAACUGGUUCAAUCGGAGCCCAAUCGCAUUUCUCACUUCGAGCACAUCGUCGAGCGCGACGCCUUCCUUCGAUUCGUUACAAAGUCCAAGGACUUCCUCUCCAAGCAGCCCGAACAUGUCCUUCGCCUCGACGACGCUGGCAAGCUCCACCGGGAGCUCGGCUUCCCCCGGGGCCGCAAGGUCUCCCGCUUCAUCGAGAAAUACCCUUUGCUCUUCCAGACCUACCGCCACACUGAUGGAAAAAUGUGGUUCGGGUUCACGGAGCUCAUGGAGGACUUGCUCGAAGAGGAGCGAGCCAUCGCGGACUCGAUGGAGGUCGAUAGGGUCAAUAUCGUGCGCAAGUUGCUCAUGAUGUCCGCAAAUAAGCGUAUUCCAUUGAGCAAGAUCUACCAUUGCAGGUCGUUGUUUGGUAUACCGGAGGACUUUCGGGACCGGGUAGUCAAGUAUCCGAACUAUUUUCGGAUUAUAGUUGAGGGAGAUGGAAAGAGAGUGCUUGAAUUGUUGAAUUGGGACCCAUUGCUGGCGGUGAGUGCGUUAGAGAGGGAAUUUAUAGUCGACGAGGAUAAGGUUAAGAGGGCGUUUAAGUUUCCAGUGAAGCAUGGAAAGGAUCUGGAUUUGGACGAGGACGAUACAAGGAAGCUCAAUUUCUUGAACACGCUUCCGCUGGUGUCGCCCUACUCGGACGGGUCGAGAUUGGAUAUUUGGACGUUGGAGGCGGAGAAGUAUAGGGUCGGGGUUUUGCACGAGUUCUUGAGCUUGACAUUGGAGAAGAGGGCUUCUAUACAUCACGUUGUGGAGUUCAAAGAGGAGUUCAGCUUAAAUAAGCACACUUACCGGAUGCUUUUGAAGCAGCCGAGGACGUUUUAUUUGGCGGGGACGGAAAUGAACUGGGUUGUUUUCUUGAAAGACGCGUAUGAUGAAAAUGGGGUUUUGAUAAAGAAGGACCCGCAGGUGGUUUUCAACGAGAAACUGUAUAAAAUUGCUCAAAUGCUCGAACUGGAGCCGGGUUUUGGUAUUGAGAAGAGAUGAUUUUUCGUUUGCUGAAUCAGCGAGAGAUCGUUAAGGCCGUUCUUAGGCUCUCUUACCGUUGUGGACUAGUAUCAUCACUCUUCACACAAGGAUAAUUAGGGCGGAUCACAUUGUAGAUUUGUGAGGUAUCAUUGAUUGAUAUCUGACAUUUUUGUGUUGUGUUCUUGUACCAAUCUUCUGGAAAAUAUGGCAUUCCUUAUUUAUAUCCCCACCACUGAAAUGCAUUAACUCAAUUUUUCUGAA
Molecule: messenger RNA, 1554 nt
Organism: Carya illinoinensis
Lineage: Eukaryota; Viridiplantae; Streptophyta; Magnoliopsida; Fagales; Juglandaceae
Product: protein WHAT'S THIS FACTOR 1 homolog, chloroplastic
Exons: 1
Coding region: 64-1311 (415 amino acids)
Molecular function (GO): RNA binding
Source: RefSeq, a predicted model, not a curated record